AUGGCAAGUCCAAAAGAUUACAAUACGUUUAAUAAAGUUCAAAGAUAUAGAAUAUCGGUUAUAAUUGAAGAGUUUGCUGAGAAUCUAGUGAAAAUAAGUGGAAAGUGUAUGGAUAUCGGUUGCGGUCCUGGAGAUACAACAAAGGAAUUUCUGUUACCGAAUAUAGAUUCAAAUGGACAAAUAAUUGGUACGGAUAUUUCGGAAAGCUUGAUCAAAUAUGCAAAUGAUACAUUCAAAGACGAAAAACGGCUUCAAUUCGACAUAUUGAAUAUUGAAACUAAAAAUUUACCUAAGAAAUAUAUUUCUGAAUUUAAUCAUAUAUUUUCGUUUCACACUUUACAAUGGUGCAACGAUAUCCGACAAGCCUUAGAAAAUAUUUAUCAAAUGCUACAACCUGAUGGAACUAUGCUUUUGCAAAUAGUGGCAUCUCAUGAUAUAUAUGAAGUUCUCAGAAUUUUGGCGCAGGACACUCGUUUUGCAUCAUAUGUACCUGAAGCGAUGAAAAAUGUUUCGCCAUACCAAGAGUCAAAAAAUCCUCGCAAAGAGUUGAAAGAAUUACUUGGAAGUAUCGGAUUUACAGUUUACCAUUGCAGUCUUCGGGAGGCGAGCUAUAGUGAUAAAACAUCAGAAUCCUUUAUCAAUUCAAUAUUAUCCAUCUUGACAUUUUUUAAUGACAUGCCAAAAGACCUGAUGAAAGACUUCAAGAAUGUAUUUCGACAUGAAUAUAUGAGAAGAAAGAUUAACUACAUAUCAAUACAUAAUAAUGAAGAUUAUACGUUGGAUCUAUAUAAAGAAUUAGUAGUAUACGCACAAAAGAUUAUAUUCUUGUUCUUAAUGAUGAUAACCAUUAAUAAUGAUAUAAUAAAACGUCCUUAUAAUCCAUUGAUGUAUAUUACAAGUAACAGAUCGCAAAGAGAAAAAGCAUUUGCUAUAAUUGAUGAAUUUAAUGAAUAUUUAAAAAAUAUAUCUGGAAAAUGCAUUGACAUAGGAUGUGGACCUGGAGAUGUAACAAAAGACAUAAUCUUACCGGCUCUUGAUCCAAAUGCAGUAGUAAUUGGUACAGAUAUAUCGGAAAGCAUGAUUGAUUAUGCAAAAAAAAGAUAUACUAAAGAGAAACGACUUGAAUUUGAGGUUUUAGAUAUACAAACUAAAAAUUUGCCUACAAAGUACGUAUCUGAAUUUGAUCUCGUACUUUCAUUCCACACUUUGCAUUGGUGCAAUGAUAUCAAACAGGCGUUUGAGAAUAUCUAUCAUAUGCUUCGACCCAAUGGAACUAUGCUUGUAUUCUUUGUGGUCUCCCACAAUAUAUUUAAUGUUCUUGAAAACUUGAUAUAUGAUAUCCGUUUUGCACCGUAUAUAAAAGAUGUAAACAAAUAUACUUGGCCACUUCGAAAUUCAAUUAAUCCUCGCAAGCAAUUAAAAGAAUUGCUUCAAACACUCGGAUUCACAGUUAUUCAUUGCAGCCAUCGGGACAUAUUUCAUCAAGAUUCAGAUCUGAAUGGUUUUUUUUCUUCUAUUAUAGCUUUCCUCGACUUCAUUGAUCACAUGCCAUGUGAUCGCAAAGAAGAAUUCAAAAAAGAAUUCGCUGAUAAAUUUGCAGAAUCACAGAUUAUCUAUAAACAAAAAAAUAAUCAGAAAAUGGCAUUAGACGUGUAUCGUGUACUAAUAGCUUUUGCCAAAAAACAUGUGACAUAAUUGUACAUACACGUGUACAUGUAUAUAUACAAUGAAUGCAAAAAGUAUUCGUACAGAGAAAAU
Mycetomoellerius zeteki is the source of this 1758-nucleotide messenger RNA. RefSeq lists its product as uncharacterized. The transcript is spliced from 10 exons. Lineage: Eukaryota; Metazoa; Arthropoda; Insecta; Hymenoptera; Formicidae. The record is from RefSeq and is a predicted model, not a curated record. The coding region runs from base 1 to 1695 and encodes 564 amino acids.